AUGACAAUUCUACUUCGCAUCGCGAGCGCAGUUCCCACGCUCCCCGAGUCAUCAUCCCCGCCGCUCUCCUCCACCGCCACAUCGCGCCUUCGCCUUCGUCCCCGUUCCCAUCGCCCGCCCGCUCGCAUCCCCGGCCCCCUCGCCCUCACCCUCACUCUCACCCACAACCCACAGCCCACAGCCUGCAGCCCUGCUCUGUGUUUUCAGGGUCGGCCGACAUCUGACACCGAUCCACGGACGUCCGACUUCCGCCUGCCGUACCACGGGGUGCGUCAGAUGCCUGCGACCCCGGACGUCGCCCGACACGGCCCCCCGCUCUCUCGAGCUCAUGCGUCCGCGCAGUUCCACGCCUAUCUUAUUCUGGGCCGCGGCAUGACGCCAUCCCGUGUUGCGUGUCAGUCAAGAGCCAGGUACGGGUUUCGGUCAAGUAAGCUUUGUUCGCACGGAGGGGACGCCGUUCGUCGAGGCGGCGGCGGCGGCGGCGGCACCCUUCUGAGUCUGUCUAGCUCUGCCGCGAGCGCACGCAUCGGCCACGCUCGCGUUCUGCAUUCUGCGUUCUGCGUUCUGCCGGCGACGCAAGAACCCACCCACGCCCUCCCGCCCUUGAAUCCAUCACAGCCCAGAACACCCGCACGGCCGACCGCACGACCGCAGGGUCGGGGGUCGUGGGACAAGCUUCUUUUUCUGGCAGAUGCACAGCGCCCGCCCGCGCUAGCAUAG
Heterobasidion irregulare TC 32-1 is the source of this 720-nucleotide messenger RNA. RefSeq lists its product as uncharacterized. The transcript has a single exon. NCBI's taxonomy places the organism in Eukaryota, Fungi, Basidiomycota, Agaricomycetes, Russulales, Bondarzewiaceae. The record is from RefSeq and is a predicted model, not a curated record. The coding region runs from base 1 to 720 and encodes 239 amino acids.